AUGAACGUCCCUCCUGUCCGAGGCGAGAUCAAUCUCCUGUGUUCGCCACCUAAGCAGGUGGUCAGGGCUACCGAGCGGACACCACCCAGUCACCUCCUCUCCCUUGCCAGGAGGGGAACGAGGCCCCCGGAGACCCAGGGAGACCUCACUUCCUAGGAGCGCAGUCCCGGGCCUUCCCUGGAGGGACAUCUCCACCCCGCCGCCCAGAGAACACCUGGAGUGAGGAGGCGCAGGUGUCUCCCACGACCUCCUGCUCUGAAGGCCACGCAGUCCCUGGCUCACGCAGCCCUGCGGAAGGUGUCCUGCCUCCGGGGACGCCUGACCCAGGCGCGGCAGCGCUCCCUGCCCGGCCAGGCCGCCCCCGGCCACAGCAGAAGCCGCCGCGGGACUGCGGCAGGGAGCCACGGCCGCUCUCCAGGACGCUCCCGCGCCGAUGUCAUGGGAGGCGAUGCAGGGCAAAGAGACGGACAUAUGACACCCACGAGCUCUUCUCCACCCAGAGCUACCAGGAAUAGGCCCUGCAAAAGAAAAAUGUCCCUGCCACUGCUGCUGCUGCCACUGCUGCUGCUGCCACUGCUGCUGCUGCUGCCACUGCCACUGUUGUGGGACAGAGGUGAGCCGCCCCCACCUGCGAAGCUUCCCUGUGUAGUGCUGAGGGAGGUCGAGGCACCUUGGCGGACUGCACUGCACGUCAAAGGAAGACCAGGAUCUUGCAGGAGAAAACAGAGGCUCUGGGGGAGAAGAUGGAGGCGUUGGGGAGCUGCAGCGCCACCCAGCCCACCCCUCCCCCACCCGCUGCUGGCAUGGCAGACGCCCUGCCCGGCCGCGUCCUACACUUCCCAGGGCCCAGUUCCUCCUCCCACCCCUGACUUGGCAGACCUGGCCGCUGGACCUCUGAUCCUGCGUGUCCCUCCACCUUCCUCCACGACCUUCACAGUCCCUAGCUCUCCUCUGCCUGUCCUGCCACCUUCUUCCUCCCUUUAGGGCCGGUUCCGCUGUGGGGGGUCCGCCUAAGGAGAAUGGGGCCCUGCUCAUCCAGUCCCUGCCGCAGUGCCUCCUGCUUCUGACCUGCCCAAACCUCCUGCCCUUCUCAUUGAUGCCAGCCUUGUGCAGAACUCAGCCCCCCCAUACCCAUGUGUGUGGAUUCCCCUCCUCCCUUUCCUUCCAGAACCAUCCUCCACUUUCUUCCCUAUCCCACCUCCCCCUUCCUUCCCUAUCC
Microcebus murinus (gray mouse lemur) is the source of this 1219-nucleotide messenger RNA. NCBI's taxonomy places the organism in Eukaryota, Metazoa, Chordata, Mammalia, Primates, Cheirogaleidae. The record is from RefSeq and is a predicted model, not a curated record.